AUGGCCACUCAUCGCUUCUCAAUCUCUGCAAUUCUCUGUCCUUGGUGCGUUAUGUUGAUGAAUUUUGAGUUUUUGAUCACGAAAGCGAGCGCAAGGCAUCUCUUAGAGCUGCAAUUGCCUAAGGAACCGAAGGAGCUUCCAAAACCACAAAUACCUAUUUUGCCAAUGUCCGAGCUUCUUCCCCUACCAAAGGUUGAGUUACCUUCACUGCCCCACCUUCCACCUUUGGAAAAGCGUAAACUUUCUGAUGACUUGUCUAAACCCCAGAUUCCUAAAUUGCCAAAAUUGCCAAAUCUGCCUAAACCAGAACUCCCUAAGUUACCUGAGUUGCCCAUCCUCCCACAUUAA
Molecule: messenger RNA, 348 nt
Organism: Cucumis sativus (cucumber)
Lineage: Eukaryota; Viridiplantae; Streptophyta; Magnoliopsida; Cucurbitales; Cucurbitaceae
Product: protein PELPK2-like
Exons: 1
Coding region: 1-348 (115 amino acids)
Source: RefSeq, a predicted model, not a curated record